AUGUCCCCUGACAUCCGGCUCUCCACCUCCUGGUUGAGCCGGGUGGUUCUGCUCUUCGCCUGCUUCUCACAUGCCUUCUACAUCCCUGGUUAUUCAAUACGGAGCUAUCGAGACGAUGAGAACAUCCCCCUUCUCGUGAACAAGGUCUAUUCCGACACCAGUCAGCUCCAGUAUGCUUACUUCGACCUCCCGUUCGUCUGCCCUCCCACCGGCCACAAGCAUCAUGGCUCGUCCUUCGCCAGUGGCCACAGCCUACCUCUCAACCUGGGAGAAGUCUUGAGAGGCGACAGAAUCAAGACGUCGGAUCUGGAAGUCAACAUGGGUCAAGACCUUGAUUGUCAAUACCUGUGCGACCGAGUCAUCGGCCGGGAAGAGAUGAAAUGGGCGCAAUCGCUGAUCGAAGGCGAUUUUCUCGCAGAAUGGAUCCUUGACAACCUCCCUGGAGCUACCUCGUUCGUCACCGUGGACCGAAGUCGGAAGUACUACUCUACCGGGUUCAAGAUGGGGUAUAAGGAUUUCGACGUGGCCACGGGAAAAGAGCGAUACUACCUAUAUAACCAUCAUACCCUGGUCGUUCGCUGGCGGAAGGCUCCCGGUAAAUCCGGAGAUAAUGGGGGUAAGGUCAUUGUAGGAUUUGAAGUCUACCCGAAGAGCAUCAGCGGAGGGCACCGCAACGAAACCGGAUGUCCACUCGACGUGUCGGGAGAGCAAGACUCCCUUGCUCUUUACAUUCCCACGAACAGCAGCAAAUUGAGGGAACAAUACGCAGACUCGUCCUACGUCCCAGCCGAGCCCACUGAUGAUGUGGAUGACGAUGCCACCAUGACCAUUCCAUAUACCUAUUCAGUCUACUUUCGAGAAACCAACGAUAUCGAAUGGGCCAAUCGAUGGGAUCUCUACUUCAGCGAUCAGACUGAGAGCUCGCCCACCCACUGGCUAGCCAUUGUCAACUCGCUGAUUAUUUCCGGCAUCUUGGGCGCGGUCUGCAUCGUGAUUUGGGGGCGGACCAUGCAAGGAGACGUCAGAGGUCGAGGCGACGGUGUGCUAGAAGAGGCUCGGCUACGCAUUACCAAGCGAGCAGAGAAGAAGAAGACCGGCAGCGGUAUCCUUGAAAAAGGGUCUGAGGCGGGCCCUGAGGAAGAGCUCUUGUCCGAUGAAGAGCCGCUGGAAGAAGUCAGUGGAUGGAAGCUUCUGCACGGUGAUGUGUUCAGGCCACCACCAUAUGGUGGACUUCUGGCUCCUCUGAUCGGUUCUGGGAUGCAACUUGUUUUCAUGAUCGUCGGCCUCCUGUCGCUCAGUUGCGCCGGCAUCUUGAAUCCCAGUUGGCGAGGAGGAUUCUGGAAUGUCGGCGUCGGGCUCUUUGUGUUGGCAGGCGGGUUCUCGGGAUAUCUCUCUGCGCGAGUUUACAAAACCUUUGGGGGCCAGAACUGGCGCAAGAACACGAUGAUGACUGCCCUACUUUUCCCCGGCUUACUCUUCACCCUUGUCUUUGUGCUAAAUCUGUUCACCUGGGCGCAAGCAUCCUCGACUGCCCUUCCCUUCUGGACCCUGGUGGGAUUGGCCUGUCUCUGGCUUCUUAUCCAGCUUCCGCUGGUUCACCUCGGUUCGUAUAUCGGCUUCUACAGAUCAACAGCUUGGGAACAUCCGACUCGAACGAAUCCCACACCUCGACAGAUUCCGCCGCAGGUGUGGUAUACGAAACAUCAAAUUACCCUUGCCUUGGGAGCCGGUCUGAUCUCUUUUGCGGUUCUCUUCAUCGAACUCAUCUUCGUGUUCAAGUCGCUCUACCUUGAUAAAUCAUCUUACUACUAUGUCUUUGGCUUCUUGAGCAUAAUUUCGACUUUGCUCUCCAUCACCAUCGCCGAGACGGUAAUCAUCACGACAUACAUACAACUCUGUGCCGAGAACUACCACUGGUGGUGGCAGUCCUUUUUUGUGGGAGGAGCGUCUGGGUUUUGGAUCUUUGUCUAUUCGAUGUGGUAUUAUGCGACCCGACUGCAUAUUGAAGGGUUUGUCAGCAGCCUCCUGUUUUUCAGCUACAGCGCGCUUGCGUGUACGGUGUAUUCACUGGCGACGGGGACGAUUGGCUUCCUGACGGCGUACAUGUUCAUCCGGCGGAUAUAUGGGGGGGUCAAGGUAGAUUGA
Messenger RNA from Capronia epimyces CBS 606.96, 2145 nucleotides. RefSeq lists its product as uncharacterized. The coding region runs from base 1 to 2145 and encodes 714 amino acids. The record is from RefSeq and is a predicted model, not a curated record. NCBI's taxonomy places the organism in Eukaryota, Fungi, Ascomycota, Eurotiomycetes, Chaetothyriales, Herpotrichiellaceae. Gene Ontology annotation, cellular component: Golgi apparatus; membrane. The transcript is spliced from 3 exons. Gene Ontology annotation, biological process: protein localization to membrane; vacuolar transport.